AUGGCUUCUGUGAAAUCUACCGGAAUACACGAACCUGCUGGGCUGCGCUUUGCGAUAGCCGAAAACAUACUCCCGUAUAACGCAGCGCCGGACUCGUACGCCUGGGAAAUACAUACCGACGAUAAUGGAGAGGACGAACUAUUCACGACCGACACAUGUGCCAUAUGGUCUCGUGGCGGCGAGGUCGGCAGAUGUCUUCGAUUUGAAGCCGAGAAGGAACCAAUAUUAAAGGCUCUGCUGGCGUAUUUUCCUGCUGGCGAGAAUGGCAUCGAGAACGAAGACUCAGCAUCCUGUAACACAGGCGCAGACCCUUCCACAAGAUCGUCCCUUUCCAAGACCUUGAUUGUUUUCCUAAAGACUCAAGCCCAUGUAUUCUCAUUCUCCGGGGGCGAGUAUGUUAUACAUAUGCCGUUCGAGGUUGAGACGGCUAUUGCAGCUCCGCGUGGUGUCAUCAUCCAGCGCAAAUCAAAGCUUGACACUACAGUACCAGUGACUCUUAAGUUUCCUCGUGCUCCGCCAAACUCAUUUCUUUCGUCACAUAUUCUUCCGAUGGUCAAUGACCUAGGGAGCCAAACGUUUUCAACCGCUAGCCUUGGUAAACCGCGACCCAUGCCAUUACGUCUCAGCUCGACACUCGAUACUAUGUGGGAUACUCCGCUAGAGACUGGAGACUCUGGAUGGCCUCGGCUUGUUUUCCUCGCAGACCCAAUGCUUCCAAUUGGCUUGGUGGCUUUACAACCGGAAAAAGGAAGCAGGCUCGGAAUAUCGGCCAGGACUCCAUUCCUUGACCCGGCCGAGGAGAUAUUACAUGUCGAGUCCAUCAUGCACGACCGGACCACAUCCAACAACAAUGGCAACAAUGACAGUCUCGUACUGGCAGUUACUGUGAAUCGCGAAACAAGCAUGUACAGCGUAUGGAGGAUGUCAUAUUUGAACAGUGGAGAUCAAAUCACGUCUCGUCGGAAGAAGCCAAAAACAACGGUUUCCCGCCGACGCAGCUCAAUGCAGCCCGGUCUCCAAAGUGGCACAACGACACCUCGCCAUUCAAGUAUGCGCGAGAGCCUAGGUGGCACUCUGCCCGUAAAGAAGACGCGCAGGGGCGAAGCCCCGGAUAAGGGUGACACAUCAUUGGAAAUGGCCCUGUCGCUCGAGACAGAUAGAGCAGCAGAGGCCUCGAGACGGCAAUCCCGCAGAGUUAGCUCUCUGCUAGCAAGAGCAGACCUUUCAGCGUCCCAAGAAAGACCGUUAUUUGCCGAAACGCCCCUACUUUCUACUGGAACGGGAAGACGCGCAGACUCCCAUGGCAGCCAACGGGGCCGAGCGAGUGUGGGACUGGCUGCUACAACCUCAAAUGUUUUGUACAAUCAGACUUUGAACAGCCUUUUAGAAGCCCCGGUUGAUGGACUUCUGGAGGAGCUACGUUCCGGUGGUGACUUCGAAGGGUUCCACAGUAUGAGACUAGACGACACAGAAUACGAUGGACUUAGCAAGGAAAUCCUUUUCACAAAGAUACGCAGCGUCCCGAUGGAUACAGCAAACCUCCGGUACUCACUAUCCAAUACUCCAGCCAACAAGUUGAGCAAGGUCUAUAUCGUUACUGGGACGCCCUACUCGGUUGACGAACAAGACCGUAACUACCUCCUUAUCUGCAUACAAGACAUGAUCGACACACGGCUGCAACUCUUGACACUCCACAUACAAACACGCAGGAGUCCAAUGCCUCUUGCAGAUAAGGAGACAACAUCGAUCACAUGGGGUCAGCUGAGGAGAGCCCAGAACGUGGCAGACUCGUGUAAAAUAUUUGACGGGGAUCAAACAAUGAUUCUUAUUCUCUCGGAGGGGAACGAUGGACAGCACCAGCUGAGCAUCCAGGCUCCUUGGAGCGAGUUGACUACCAUCGUACUACCGUCCCUAUCUCUGUACAAGCAGGACGUGUACUCGACAUAUGAUUUCGAGGAACCUUUCCCCAACCCGCAACCGGAUGUGGUAGAGGCCAUGCACAUAUGCGGAUUCACCGCCGGCAUGCUCGACUCACUUCCGGAGGGCAUUGCGGCACCACUACGAGACGCGGUGAGCCGGUGUCAGCAACACCCACCGCCCCAUUGGGACCAUGGCCUCUACGAGCUGGUUGGACGUGGUGAUAUAAAUACUGUGCUGAAGGCAGGCCCGCACAGCAUCCACACGUCCCCCAAUAGAGCGAUCGCCCCAGCAGUUGCACAUCACAACUCGCAGGCAAUAAAAGGUGUCAAAGACGAGACAAAUAUACAGCCUGUCGAAGAACCAGAGAGUGAAGAACGCCAAGCGGUAAUACAAGCGCUGUUUGGAGAAGACAAGCGACUCUACGAAGCGCAAGGCCUCCUCUCCGCCUGCAUUAUGGGAAUCGGGCUGUUGUACUACAAUAGCCAGCAUCGGCGAAUGAGCGAAAUCAUGAUGUCCGAAAUCGAAUUCAUGGACGACGAGGAUGAAGAGGACCCGUUGAGAAACGAAGGCUAUCGAUUGGCGGCCGGCUUUGCACUUGGCUUCAUCAAUCUCGGAAAGGGCAGUGAUCGGAAAGGCUUAUUGGACAUGCAAAUCACCGAGCAACUCCUUAGUCUUGCAUACUCGACGAAAAAGGUAGAGCUGGUCAAUGUUCUUGACCGCUCUGCCGCUGCAGCGACUGUGGCUAUCUGUCUCAUUUAUAUGAAGACGGAAGAUCAAAUUGUUGCUCGCAAGAUCGAUGUCCCCGACUCUAUUCUCCAAUUCGAUUACGUCCGUCCCGACGUUUUACUGCUUCGAACACUGGCGAAGAACCUCAUCCUGUGGAGCGGUAUUGCCUUGCGCUAUGCGGGUUCUGCAAAUCGCAGAGUCAGAGAUAUGCUGGUUCACUACCUUGACAGCUUUCGACGAAUCGUUCAGGAAUUGCCGGCCGACCAUUUCGACGCGCAAACAGCCAGGGCGGGGGCACGCAUGUGCUUGGAUGUUCUAGCCCUGUCAUGUGCGACGGUCAUGUCGGGAACGGGCGAUCUCAUAGUCUUGCGAAGAUUGAGAUCGCUGCAUGGCCGUGAUGACGUCCACACCACGUAUGGUAGUCAUUUUGCUGCCCAUUUGGCCAUUGGGACUUUGUUCCUCGGAUCCGGCACAACGACAUUUGGAAAUAGCAACCUGGCCGUGGCUGCACUUCUUGUUGCAUUUUACCCAAUCUUUCCAACGACCAUCCAAGACAACGGCUCGCAUUUGCAGGCCUUUCGCCAUUUUUGGGUUCUGGCUACUGAGCCGCGGUGUCUGGUCACAAAGGAUAUUGCAACAGGCCUGCCCAUAUCUGUCCCCAUAACGAUCUGCCUUAAGCCGACAGCAUUGUCGAUAUCCGCGUUGGCGGUUUCUCGAGAGGAGUAUAUGCUGCACCGAAAAACACCUUGCCUACUUCCGCCAUUAGAAGAUGUUAUCACUGUUCGGACCGAUGCAUCUGCCCAAGGGUACUGGGACCUAGAAGUCAAUUUUGAGAGACACCCAAACCUUCGGCACGAUUUCCAGACAAACCAAAACCUUUAUCUGCGCAGGCGCCCUGCACACGAGUGCGCUUUUUCGACAACACUGCAAGUGCUAGGCUGUGGGGUGCCUGCUACUUUGAUUGCCCCUAGUAUUGGGCUGCCCAGUACGGGUUUGAACGGAGAAUCAGCCUGCUUGGACUGGUUAUUCGAACUCAGGAGGUUCAAGGGUAUCACUCUUGCAGAACGUGCAUAUAUGCUCGGCCAGCUCGGUACAUCUGAAGAUGGCAACGGGCACAUCUUCAGCAACAUCAUAGAUGCGCGGCUGGUGCUGGAGACUAGCCUGGAACGAUGGAGCCGAAACGGUCUUCUUGAUUUGCGUCUCCUUUUCGACUGGGCAAGCCUGCGAGACAGCCUGCGACAGUGCGAUGAGGGAGCUGGCAGCGCUGUAGAGAACAGAGACAAAGGCACAGAAAUGGAAGUUCCCGCUGACUUGCAACAUGAAGGACAACUGCCAUGGUCGACCAGCUCAGCUGCUGUUGACUGGUGGAUGGACGAUAGCAUCAUUGACACUCUGAAGGGCAAGGCCUGGAUUGCUGGCCAGAAGGAACGAAUAGCCAAGCCUCUCUAG
Messenger RNA from Grosmannia clavigera kw1407, 4095 nucleotides. RefSeq names its product 20S cyclosome subunit. The record is from RefSeq and is a predicted model, not a curated record. The transcript has 5 exons. Gene Ontology annotation, biological process: protein K11-linked ubiquitination; metaphase/anaphase transition of mitotic cell cycle; anaphase-promoting complex-dependent catabolic process. Bases 1 to 4095 code for a protein of 1364 amino acids. Gene Ontology annotation, molecular function: molecular adaptor activity. Gene Ontology annotation, cellular component: anaphase-promoting complex. Lineage: Eukaryota; Fungi; Ascomycota; Sordariomycetes; Ophiostomatales; Ophiostomataceae.